AUGGAGAUCAUCAAUCCAAACGCGGCCAUUCUUACCAACUUUGAGGUUAUGACGACGCUUAAGGACAUGAAAAACAGUAAGAAAAAGUACGGUUUGCGGAAUCUUGCGACGAUCACGUACGAAACGGUACAAUAUCUGGAGGACACACCCUGCAAGGAGCAAACGUCGGCCGGCAUCGUUGAGUUUCUGCAGGCGAUGAAGGAAUUCAACCUGACCAAGAACGAAUGCUUGAUGAUGGUAAAUGAUCCACCCUCGUCCCCGCUACACAUACAGCUGAUGAUAGAGGACUCGGACGAACGGCUGACGGAGGAACAGGUCAGCCGGAUACUGGAGCAAGGGGCCAAACUCAAACCAGCGGCAGCCGGACAAAACUCCACGUUAGAGCAAGGGACAGAUGGAUAG
Anopheles maculipalpis is the source of this 402-nucleotide messenger RNA. It is a transcript of the gene Polr3I, whose product is annotated as DNA-directed RNA polymerase III subunit RPC9. The transcript has a single exon. Gene Ontology annotation, molecular function: nucleotide binding. Gene Ontology annotation, cellular component: RNA polymerase III complex. Lineage: Eukaryota; Metazoa; Arthropoda; Insecta; Diptera; Culicidae. Gene Ontology annotation, biological process: transcription initiation at RNA polymerase III promoter. The record is from RefSeq and is a predicted model, not a curated record. Bases 1 to 402 code for a protein of 133 amino acids.